AUGGGCAUGACCUAUGCUGAGCUCUCCAUUUUCGGCAGGCUACGUAAAGUCCACAAGCUCGGUGUCUGGGGCAUGUACGAGCGCCUCGUUCACUUGUGGGGCCAGCCCGCUCCUGUUGAUACUCAUACCACAGCCACAGAGCCCGACCCGUCAUCCUCCACGCCGCCAGAGCCCGCUCCACCCAACCCCAACAAGAUAGAAGGCAGAGGCCUCUCGGCGCGUGCAGUAUAUGAGAAGGUGCGGCGCUUCUACUAUUACUUCAAUGUCAAUCGGCAUAAAGCAACCAUCUUGCCCCCAGGCCUGCAUCUCGAGGAAUACAGCCCCGAGGACAACCGGUACGACUUACGCCCAUUCCUAUACCCGCCAAUGGCAGGAAGCUGGCCCAUAGAGAAGAUCGAAGCUCAUGUCCAGGCGUUGGAAGAGCGGGAGCGGAAGCGGGAGAAGGAGGGUGAGAAGAAAGGCGAGGAUGAGCCAGAGGCCGCCCCGGCUGUGCGAGCGUAG
Molecule: messenger RNA, 501 nt
Organism: Cyphellophora attinorum
Lineage: Eukaryota; Fungi; Ascomycota; Eurotiomycetes; Chaetothyriales; Cyphellophoraceae
Product: putative glutamine-dependent NAD(+) synthetase
Exons: 1
Coding region: 1-501 (166 amino acids)
Biological process (GO): NAD+ biosynthetic process
Cellular component (GO): cytoplasm
Molecular function (GO): NAD+ synthase (glutamine-hydrolyzing) activity; glutaminase activity
Source: RefSeq, a predicted model, not a curated record